This is a messenger RNA of Protopolystoma xenopodis, 486 nucleotides long. Lineage: Eukaryota; Metazoa; Platyhelminthes; Monogenea; Polystomatidea; Polystomatidae. The record is from the annotation of a GenBank genome assembly.
AUGCGUAUUUGCUCUUCGUCCAUUUUGUGGUUCACUUCUAGGCUUCAGAACAGAUUACUUUAUUCUAUAACUCCACACGCACAAAGCAUCUUUUCUUCUUCAUCUCAAAAGGCAGCUUGUUCAGCCGAAUCUAGUCUUUCGCUAUCUGAGUUUCUAAGAGCUUCUGAUGAACUUUUACGCCAUCUGACCGACAGAUUUGAACUACUUCCUGAAGAAAUUUCUCUUAGUAAAGAUUAUGACACUAACUUUUUUGAUGGCGUUCUGACGAUCAAUUUCGGCAGGGGAAUAGGAAUUUAUGUUAUCAAUAGGCAAACGCCCAAUCGCCAAAUCUGGUUAUCAUCACCAAAAAGUGGUCCUAAACGCUUUGACUAUUGCACUGAUUCAAAAAAUUGGAUAUGCAAGCGGGAUUUUAUCAAGCUAUCGCAGCUACUUGAAGAUGAAAUUUUUCAAAUAGUAGGAUCGCGUGUCUUUUUCGGUUCAAAAUAG